Penicillium atrosanguineum is the source of this 1449-nucleotide messenger RNA. RefSeq lists its product as uncharacterized. Lineage: Eukaryota; Fungi; Ascomycota; Eurotiomycetes; Eurotiales; Aspergillaceae. Bases 1 to 1449 code for a protein of 482 amino acids. Gene Ontology annotation, cellular component: membrane. The record is from RefSeq and is a predicted model, not a curated record. Gene Ontology annotation, biological process: transmembrane transport. Gene Ontology annotation, molecular function: transmembrane transporter activity. The transcript is spliced from 8 exons.
AUGUGGUUUACUAUGUCUCUUUCAACCAGAGAUUCAACUUAUGAUGCUGGUCCACAAUUACUUAGGGAUAUAUGGGGCCUCACGGCGGUCGCCAUUGUGGUUGUGUUUCUGAGGAUCGUCGCGAAGUACAGGAUUAGGAAGUUCGGUGCAGAUGAUCUGUUGAUGGCUUUCGCAUUGUGCAUGGCUCUUGUCGGCUCGAUUAUGAUCACCCUGGCUAUCCAACUUGGCUUUGGUCAGAAGGUGUCGGCUCUUAGUGAUGCCGCCGUGUCGAAAGUUAUCAUGCAUGACUAUUUGAGUCAGACAUUUGGCCUUGCUGGAGGUACCAUAGGUCGGAUAUCAUUUAUUGUCUUCGUCAUCGGGCUACUGGCGCAGAGAUCAUCCCAAAAAAUCGCGUUGUGGACCUUGGCCGGUGCGCAGGUCGUGGUUAAUUCCUUGCUCAUCAUCAUUAUUUUUGUCCAAUGUCCAGGACAUGCAUCGGCGAUAUGGAGCCAUUCCGGCAAGGAAAAAUGCUGGAGUUUGAAAGUGCAGGCUGACUAUGGGUACUUCCAAGGAGCUUUCAAUGCGGCAACCGAUCUGGGUCUUGCAACCUUCUCCACAUACAUCUUCUGGAACUUGAACUUGAAAUUACGGGUCAAGGCGGGAUUGGUGGUUCUGCUUGGGCUGGGAAUAUUUGCGAUGAUCGCUGCAAUCAUCAAAACAGUACAAACACGUGUUCUCGCAAGUUCAGAUAAUGACCCUACGAUCGCGACAGUCACCUACGAUCGCUGGCUAUUCAUCGAGACGUAUCUAGUAAUCGUCACCACCUCCAUUCCUUCCAUACGCUCCCUGUUCCGAUCCAUGGAUGGCCGCAAAAUCGGCAGAUAUGAUACGGGUGUUAUGGGCUCAGUCCUCGCCUUGGACAGCUUCAAGAAAGAUUUCGGUCUCCCAACAUCAUCGUCCGGCUUCGCCAGCACCGCGAAUGUCCAUGUAUCCUCAAAUGAGGAGGUGCAAAGGGAGAUUGCUGAGAUCUUUGCUGCAAUUGAAGAAGAGACUGCCCAAACCGAGGGCGUGACGUGGAAGGAGUGCCUACAGAAGAGUGUGUACGGUACGGUGAAGGCCGUCGCCACGGUGUAUCUCGGCGAGAUCUUGCCCACUCGUCUCCGUGCUUACGGUGUUGGUCUCGGAGCUACCUCGCAGUGGCUCUUCAGCUUUGUCAUUACUGAAGUGACUCCCCGUGCUAUCAACAGUGUCGAGUGGAGAACUUGCCUCAUGUUUGCCAUCUUAUGUACGGCCAUGGGUAUCUUCGUCUCCAUCGUUAUCAAGAAGACCAAGGGAAGAACUUUGGAAGAUAUGGAUCUUAUCUUUGGUGCUAUUGAUGAGGAACAGCGACAGGUCGUGGAGAAUACCUUGCACAAGAACGAUAUUCAUGCAGAGCAUGUGGAUGGGGAUAAGGAUCUCGAUCACAAAUAA